AUGCAAACUCAAGAGAAAACGAAAAAGAAUCCUCAUACAUUUACAAGGUGAAUUCUUGGAGUCUGCAGCGCAACACUUAUAGCACUCGGACCAAUUAUUAUGACACUAGGCUACCAAGCCAAUAAGUUCGGGGUCGAAAUUUUGAUUGCUGACAAAGCUUUAAUGGGAAUGGGAGGAAUUGUGUCAAUGCUAGGGAUUAUUGCUAUUGUUGGCAAUAUGAUUAAAAGUUCAAAAGUUCUGCUGUUUACUUUUUACUCAUCAAUUAUUUUAAUUAUCUUUAUUAGUGUCUUUGCACUUGGCGCAUGACUGAUGCUAAAUGAUAUUCAAGAUUUUAUUGACCGCAACUGGGAAAGCUUAAGGAAUUCAGCUCAAGGCUACAGCAUGGCAGGCUUUAAAAGACAUGCGGAGUCAGAAAUCCAGUCCCUCAUAGCGUUUUCAUUUGCAGUCAAUAUGAUCAUGAUAAGUGCUGAAGCGAAUAUAUGAAAUUUAAUUAGGAAGAAAAUCAGAGAAAGCCUUUUCCCAGUGACUAGCUUAAUUUUAAGCAUUUUAGGGAGCGCCUUGAUUGCUGUCAGUUUUUACUCAGCCCAGCAUUCUAAUUAUACACAGCUGCCAAGCUGGACGAAUUUUAUUUUUGUGUUUAUUGGUUUCAGCAUGAUGGGUCUAGGAAUUUUAGGCUACUAUGCAGCUACACAUUCAAGGCAAACCAUGAUUAUUUGGUUCGCUACGACUUUAGGAUUUAUUUCAAUUAUGAUUCUUGUAGCUGGAAUAGGCUCGAUUCUGUUAUCAUCACUUGUUAUGAAAUAUCUUGAAGAUAGCUGGCCUCAAAUAAAUGCAAACUUGCAAGAAGCUGGGUAUGAUGUAGAGAUUGAAGACUUCGGUGAAGAGUUAAAGAUGAAUUUUAAGUUUGCAGGGCUGUUUGGGAUUGUUAAUUUUUGUUUUCUGGUUUUGUCGUUUGCUGGGGCGAUGCUGUAUUUAGGGCAUCUAAAGAAAAAGCAAGAAUCGAUGAAAGCGAUAUUUAAUUAA
This is a messenger RNA of Blepharisma stoltei, 1023 nucleotides long. The record is from the annotation of a GenBank genome assembly. NCBI's taxonomy places the organism in Eukaryota, Ciliophora, Heterotrichea, Heterotrichida, Blepharismidae.